Lodderomyces elongisporus is the source of this 804-nucleotide messenger RNA. RefSeq names its product sterol homeostasis protein (gene ARV1). Gene Ontology annotation, biological process: sphingolipid metabolic process; sterol metabolic process; intracellular sterol transport. The coding region runs from base 1 to 804 and encodes 267 amino acids. Gene Ontology annotation, cellular component: Golgi apparatus; cortical endoplasmic reticulum. The transcript has a single exon. NCBI's taxonomy places the organism in Eukaryota, Fungi, Ascomycota, Pichiomycetes, Serinales, Debaryomycetaceae. The record is from RefSeq and is a predicted model, not a curated record.
AUGAUAUGUGUAGAGUGUGGACAAAAGGGAAUCACUAAACUAUAUUCUAUCUAUAAAAGCGACUACAUCAAGCUUACGCCGUGCCCACGAUGUUUUAAAAUAUGCGACAAAUACGUUGAGUACGACUCUGUGAUACUCUUUCUUGAUUUGCUAUUAUUGAAAAAGGGGGCAUAUAGACACUUGGCCUAUAACAUCACGGAAAGCGAGAUCGAUGCUAAUCCGGAAAGUGGAUUUUUUGCCAAACACCGCUAUUUGCUCAAAUUGGCAAGUUUGAUCACAUUGCUUGAGGUUUAUUUGUCCUGGGCCACAUACGAGAAAGAGUUUAAGCAUUCCCAAGUUAUACUGCGGGUGCUUUCACAACCAUUGAUUAUACAAUAUUUGUUUUUUAUACUAGAAAUCACUGUCAAAAACAUUAUUUUUAAUGGAACAAUUUAUCUAAUAUCUAGGUAUGUGUUUCAAUUGGGAUUGAAGCUGGAUAGCCGAAUUGAGAAUAUGAAAGAUGUACGACGGACUAUUAAAUCAGAAGACGGAACACAACAUUACGUGUCGGUGCUUUUUAUAACUACUUUAGUUGCUGGCGCAAUAAAAUUAUUUCGAAUUUUAACCAUGAUUUGGCCAUUCGAUGCUUCUACGAUGAGACAAGUGCUUGAUUUGAUUAGUAUACUAUACAUCAUUGAAGCGUUGCAAAUUGUUACUCAGGAAAGCUACACGUCUGUGAUUGCUACCGUGAUUAUCGCUAAAAGUGUAGCUAGCAUAUUUGUUCAAAAGUUUGAUGAUUUUGCCGUAUCCUAUAUUUCGCUGUGA